Bactrocera neohumeralis is the source of this 2538-nucleotide messenger RNA. It is a transcript of the gene Pal2, whose product is annotated as peptidyl-alpha-hydroxyglycine alpha-amidating lyase 2. NCBI's taxonomy places the organism in Eukaryota, Metazoa, Arthropoda, Insecta, Diptera, Tephritidae. The transcript has 8 exons. Gene Ontology annotation, cellular component: extracellular region. Gene Ontology annotation, molecular function: protein binding. The record is from RefSeq and is a predicted model, not a curated record. Bases 159 to 1478 code for a protein of 439 amino acids.
GGCACAAAGUAGUAGCUAUACGAGUACUAAGUAAUCAAAAACGGAAACAAGAGCAAAACUGUCGCACGAAUUUACUGCAACGCAGAUUUACAAGUCAACGGCUAUGGUCGGUUAGGCAUUUUUUGCAAAAAAAAAACUCAUUUAACCAGCUCAACAGGAUGAGCAACAACAAGAUGUCGAGCAUGGAGAAGUUGUGCGGUUUGGCUUUCAUUUUGGUCGCGUUGGCUUUCGACUGGAGCGCGUGCAGCCACUUGCCAACUCAUCGCAUCGAUUAUCCCGAGGAUGCGUUGACGCUGAACGAACGGUUCUUCAACGACGUGCGGGCGCUGAUAAAGCGGCGCAUCAAGGAGAAUGCCGCGUUGCAAGAGCUGCAUAUGGACAAUGAAAAUGGCGUUGGAAUUGGCGGCGAGGGCGGCAUCGGCGUCGGCGGAGGUGGCAGCGGCAGUAACAGUAAUGAGUUCGCAAUUAAUUAUGAACGCAGCAGUGCUGACGGGGGCGGAGAGGGCAGUGUGAGUAGGAAUGUUGUAACGCCACCACCGUUGGUGCCAACACCCGUGCUGGUGGAGAACUGGCCCACCGAGAGCCACUCCUUCGGACAGGUCACAGCCGUGUCCAUAGAUCCGCAAGGCAAUCCGGUCAUCUUCCAUCGCGCCGACAGAUAUUGGGAUGCUAACACUUUUAAUGACAGCAAUAUAUUCUAUUUGAUCGAAUAUGGUCCGAUUAAGGAGAAGACCAUUUAUGUGCUGGAUCCCAAAACCGGUGCCAUAAAGUCCGGCUGGGGUGAAGACAUGUUCUACAUGCCACAUGGUUUGACUAUAGAUGUGCAUGGGAACUACUGGAUAACAGACGUGGCAAUGCAUCAGGCAUUUAAGUUCAAGCCAUUUGACAACCAACCGCUGCUAACCAUAGGAAAACGCUUCAAGCCCGGCUCCUCCCUCAAUCAUCUCUGCAAGCCCACUUCCAUUGCAGUGGCAACAACAGGCGAGUUCUUUAUCGCCGACGGCUAUUGCAAUAGUCGCAUAUUGAAAUUCAACGCUGCUGGACACAUUCUACGCACCAUACCACAACCACCGGAAUUCCUCUCGCUACAAGUGCCGCAUGGCAUCACUCUGCUGGAGCACCUUGAUCUCUUGUGCAUUGCCGAUCGCGAAAAUAUGCGCGUCGUUUGUCCAAAAGCCGGCUUGAAAUCGUCUCAGGGUGAAGGUCAGCCCGCUGCCACCAUACAGGAGCCCGAUUUGGGACGCGUUUUCGGCGUAGCCGCUUACGGUGACAUUGUUUACGCUGUAAACGGGCCGACAUCGAUGUUGCCGGUGCGCGGUUUCACCAUCGAUCCACGCUCCGAGACGAUUAUCGGUCACUGGGGUGAAUUCAAGAAUCCGCACUCAAUUGCGGUGUGUGUCAACGGCUCGGCGCUGUAUGUGACCGAGAUCGGUACAAAUCAUCAGACCAACAAAGUAUGGAAAUAUGUUUUGGUUUAAGUGGUGUCAGUAGUGAAGAUGCUGCAAGGUCGUGUGAGGGUGUGUGAACGUUUGAAGAGAGAACGAGCAAAGCAAAAUAGGUGUUUUUUAAAUCAUCCACAGCAACAAUAAUCCAGUGUACACGCAAAAUUAUAUAAACAAAAACAAAAUAUCAAACUUGCAAUGAAUUUAAUCGAAAUUAAAUGUAGUAACUAAAUAACGGUCAUAACGUUUGAUUCGCACCAGCAAAUGUAACCUAAAGUAAAACAUUUUUACCUCGUAAAUAACACACACACAAACAAAUUAUGCAAAUUAUAUUGCUGCAACAUAAAGCAAAAACAACAAAGGAACAACUCAAGUCAUAUCUCGUAGAGGAAACAGCAAAUAUAACAACAACAACACAUUAUUUGAUAGCAAUUUGGCAAAAACUUCCAUUAAAUAUAUUUGCAAGUAACCGCAAGUAGCUGUACUUAUUACAUACUUAUGUGUGUGUGCGUAUAUGUAAACCAUAACCGAAAAGAGUUUCACUAUAACCUAAAAACACUAGUAACAAUUUCUUGAAUGCAUAAAAUAAAUACAAUAAACUAAAUAUUAAAGUUAUAUAGGAAAGCACAAUACCGUUAGUUGGAAAUACAACACUUAAAUCUAACAAAUGCGAAAUUUAUGAAAUAUAAAUAGCACGUAGGAAUAAUGCAAACACACAAGUAAAUAUGGCAUUGGCGAACAAACUAAUUUUAGUUACUAAAAUUAAAGCAAAAUAUUGGUCGUCCGCACCCUAGUACUAUAAUCAACAAUAUAUCCUCUAGCAUAAUUGGCAUGUGGUCUCUGCUCCGUCGUGGCAAGCCAAUUGCACUAACAUUCCUAGACACAAGGUUCUUCCCACUUCGUCUGCGCUUCGGUGGCUUUGGAUUUUUUUAUUUAUUAUUUUUAAUUUAUACAUAAGUAAAUGCUUAUGCAAAAAAAAAUAUUGUAAAUUUAUUUGUGAAUCCCGUAAACCCUGUACCUAAAGUUAAAGUAACCUAUAAACAACUUAUAUCAACAAAAACUAUUAAAUAAAUAAAAUUGUCGUCUACCCCAUAGA